GGAGCCUUUACAAACAGUAAUAUUUUCCGCGCUUCAACAAAGGGUGCUCAACUUUUUAAAUAGAGACGUGUUAAGUGGGUUAAGUCUCGUUUAAUCGCCGGAGGCCCUGGUUUUUAAAUGUCUCAGGUAUUUGGAAUGUUGCGAAAUUUGAUGCGAAGUUUUGAGAUUACGCUCAGACUUCACUCAACCACGGCCAUAGCUCCAGUCCUGGCUACAGCAGCAACAGUUGGCUGCGCCAGACGCACGCUCUUCACGUACGAGUACGAAAGCCACGCCAGGGCAAAGAAGUCCCUACUGACAGCAACAGCGACCACCACAGCGAGUCCCGGCAACGAGGCGGACAAUGAUUACGUGCCGUAUCGCCUGGAGCAGGAAACGGGGACAAAAGCCAGCGUUCUGAUCGACACACUGAAGGAACGGUUCCGGCUCACCGAAGCCGAGCUCCAGCGGAUUAUGGGCGAUGAUUCGGUGCACCGCAACUAUCGUAGUCGCUCCCUGACAAUGACGCUGGACCAGCUGGAGCUGGAGGGUGUUAGCAAACGCAGCUUUGUGGAGUAUCCCUGGCUGCUGUCGCUGGACAACAAGCGGCUGCAUCUGAAACUGCAGCUAAUAAAGUCAAUGAACAUACGGGACAUCAAUCACUUUGUUCCCUUCCUGCGUCUCACUGUGCCACGCCUCCGCAAGCUGGUCACCGCCCUCAACACAGAGAUGAAGACGAUACCGCAGCAGAAUCGCGUCUACUACAUCAGCGAGAGUUUGCAGGUUAGCCCGGAAAUAGUAACCAAAUACCUGUCCAAGCGCCUCUUUAUUCUGGAGAUGCCAUACGAAAUGUUUGAGAAGAACCUGCAGCACAUGAUCGACUACAAUGUGUCGCCCAUUAACAUACUGAAGGAUCUGUGGGCCUUUCGGUAUACCCCGCGGUCUGUGCAGGUGCGUUUAGAGAGGGCGAAGCGGGCAAAGAAGGACAAGAUCAUGCCGUGGAUGGUUCGUUGUCCCGAGCCCAUACUGCAACGAUCCCUCAAGCUGUCCCUGGAUGAGCUCCAAGUGCUUGGCAAGCACUCCUCCGUGGUGGAGUACUUGGGCCAUCGCUUGGGCUUUAGCGUGGUUGAAACCAAAGGGAUCAUGGACAGACACCCGCAGGUGCACACUGUGCGGGUGACAAAGAUCAAGGAGGUGCUGGACUAUUUGCUCGAUGAGGCAAAAUUCACGCGUUUUGAGAUAGCCCAAAAUCCUCGAAUUCUGUGCCACAGCCUAAAGACCACCCAGGCCCGUGUGGAGGAGCUCAAGAGCCAUGGGUGCCGACCCUCCUCCCUGGUCAUCGUUUGUCGCAGCAGGAGAGAGUAUGAAAAGUUCCUACAGCAUUGGCUGAGCCAAGUGAGAUAUCAGCAAACACCUGCUGACCCAUGAGCAGGCAGAAUAUUGUGUUCUUUAAGUUUGAAAGUCAUUUGGAUCAGUUUAGAUCAAUAAUAAAUAAUGCCGUGAUAAGUUUAAUACUGCGACAGCAGCGAUUUACACACUGAAAGACAGGCUGGCUCAAGACAUGUAUAAUU
This is a messenger RNA of Drosophila obscura, 1550 nucleotides long. It is a transcript of the gene mTTF, whose product is annotated as transcription termination factor, mitochondrial. Gene Ontology annotation, molecular function: double-stranded DNA binding. Gene Ontology annotation, biological process: termination of mitochondrial transcription; regulation of DNA-templated transcription. Gene Ontology annotation, cellular component: mitochondrial matrix. The record is from RefSeq and is a predicted model, not a curated record. The transcript is spliced from 4 exons. Lineage: Eukaryota; Metazoa; Arthropoda; Insecta; Diptera; Drosophilidae. Bases 118 to 1407 code for a protein of 429 amino acids.